Messenger RNA from Cynoglossus semilaevis (tongue sole), 3056 nucleotides. It is a transcript of the gene npepps, whose product is annotated as aminopeptidase puromycin sensitive. NCBI's taxonomy places the organism in Eukaryota, Metazoa, Chordata, Actinopteri, Pleuronectiformes, Cynoglossidae. Bases 1 to 2622 code for a protein of 873 amino acids. The record is from RefSeq and is a predicted model, not a curated record. Gene Ontology annotation, molecular function: metalloaminopeptidase activity; zinc ion binding; peptide binding. The transcript has 23 exons. Gene Ontology annotation, biological process: proteolysis; peptide catabolic process. Gene Ontology annotation, cellular component: cytoplasm; membrane.
AUGCCCGAGAGGAGGCCCUUCGUGCGGCUACCGACUGACGUUUAUCCCGUCAACUACGAACUAUGGCUGAAGCCCGACCUAAUCGACUUCACCUUCGAGGGCAGGCUGGAGGCGCUGGUGGAGGUUACACAAGCCACAAACCAGAUUGUGAUGAAUUGCGCUGACAUGGACAUCAUCAAGGCUUCCUUUUUACCUGAGGGAGGAGAAGGGAUCAAUGCUACGGGGUUCAAUUAUCAGAACGAGGAUGAAAAAGUCACUCUGUGCUUUCCUAAAUCUUUACAGAAUGGCUCCGGUACGUUGAAGGUGGACUUUGUCGGGGAGCUAAACGACAAAAUGAAAGGAUUCUACAGAAGUAAAUACACGACAUCUGCUGGAGACAUCCGUUAUGCUGCCGUCACACAGUUUGAGGCCACGGAUGCUCGCAGAGCCUUCCCCUGCUGGGACGAGCCUGCGAUCAAAGCCACCUUUGACAUCACUCUAAUUGUUCCCAAGGACAGAGUGGCUCUGUCUAAUAUGAAUGUCAUUUCUCGAAAUCCAUAUCCCGAAGACCCCAACCUGGUGGAAGUGAAGUUUGCCACCACGCCCAUCAUGUCCACCUACCUAGUUGCUUUUGUCAUUGGUGAAUAUGAUUUUGUGGAGGGCCAAUCAUCAGACGGUAUAACCGUACGGGUCUACACACCAGUGGGGAAGGCAGAACAAGGGAAGUUUGCACUGGAGGUUGCAACCAAGACGUUACCUUUCUACAAAGAUUACUUCAAUGUUCCUUAUCCGUUGCCCAAGAUUGAUCUCAUUGCUAUCGCUGAUUUUGCUGCUGGUGCCAUGGAAAACUGGGGUCUCGUUACCUACAGGGAGACGGCGCUUCUCAUCGACCCCAAAAACUCCUGCUCAUCAUCCAAGCAGUGGGUGGCGCUGGUCGUCGGACACGAGCUGGCUCACCAGUGGUUUGGCAACUUGGUCACCAUGGAAUGGUGGACCCACCUGUGGCUCAACGAAGGGUUCGCGUCCUGGAUCGAGUACCUGUGUGUGGAUCACUGUUUCCCGGAGUACGACAUCUGGACUCAGUUUGUCUCUGCCGAUUACACCCGCGCUCUGGACCUGGACGCACUGGACAGCAGCCAUCCCAUAGAGGUAAACGUGGGCCACCCAUCAGAGGUGGACGAGAUCUUUGACGCCAUCUCCUACAGCAAAGGAGCUUCUGUGAUCCGCAUGUUGCACAACUACAUAGGAGAUGAGGACUUCAGGAAAGGAAUGAACAUGUAUCUACUGAAGUUCCAACAUAAAAAUGCAUCGACAGAGGACUUGUGGGACUGUCUGGAACAGGCCAGUGGGAAGCCCAUCGCUGCAGUGAUGAGCUCAUGGACCAAGCAGAUGGGUUUUCCCAUCAUUGAAGUGGAGGAGGAGCAGCAAGGUGACGACCGCAUACUUAAAUUAUCUCAGAAGAAGUUCUGUGCCAGUGGACCACACAGUGGUGAGGAAUGUCCCAGCUGGAUGGUACCGAUCAGCAUUUGCACCAGUGAGGACCCUGCCUGCUCCAAAAUGAAGGUUCUGCUGGAUAGACCGGAGAUGACCGUCACUGUGAACGACGUCUCUGCAGAUCAGUGGAUCAAGAUCAACCCCGGCACUGUGGGCUUCUACCGCAUUCAGUACAGUUCAUCCAUGCUGGAGAGUUUGAUGCCCGGCAUCAGAGACCUCACGCUGCAGCCCGUGGACCGACUGGGCCUGCAGAAUGACCUCUUCUCCCUGUCUCGUGCAGGGAUGAUCAGCACCGUGGAGGUUCUGAAGCUGAUGGAGGCCUUUGUCAAUGAACCAAACUACACAGUGUGGAGUGACCUCAGCUGCAACCUGGGAGUGUUGUCCUCGCUCCUGUCCCACACGGACUUCCACGAGGAGAUCCAGGAAUUCAUCCGAGACCUCUUCACCCCCAUCGGUCUGAAGCUCGGCUGGGACAACAAACCAGGAGAAGGUCACCUGGACGUUCUGUUGAGAAGUCUGGUCCUCGGAAAACUGGGGAAGGCAGGACACAAACCCACGCUGGAGGAGGCCAGGCGGAGGUUCAAGGACCACGUUGAGGGAAAACAGACCCUGCCUGCAGACCUCAGGAGCCCGGUUUAUUUGACUGUGUUGAAACACGGAGACAGCGUGACUCUGGAGACGAUGCUGAAGCUUCACAAACAGGCGGACAUGCAGGAGGAGAAGAAUCGGAUCGAGCGAGUGCUCGGCGCCAUCUCAGCACCGGACCUCAUUCAGAAAGUUCUCAGCUUUUCCCUCUCAGAAGAGGUUCGUCCUCAGGACACGGUCUCAGUAAUUGGGGGCGUGGCUGGCAGCAGUAAACAAGGACGGAAGGCUGCGUGGAAGUUUGUCAAGGAAAACUGGGAGCAACUUUUCAGCCGUUACCAAGGCGGCUUCCUCAUAUCACGGCUGGUUAAGCUCACAGUCGACGGGUUUGCUAUUGACAAGAUGGCAGCUGAAGUGAAGAGCUUCUUCGAGAGUCACCCGGCGCCGUCGGCCGAGCGCACGGUGCAGCAGUGCUGCGAGAACAUCCUCCUAAACGCCGCUUGGUUAAAGCGCGACGCGGACGACAUCCAACAGUAUCUACUGCGGCGCAAAGCUCCCCCUGUCUGAGCCUGCCUCUUCCCGCCGCUGCUACCUGCCCCGCCUUCUCUCCCUUCAGCCUCCGCCCCUCUCCUCCUGCAGAGGACCUCCAAGGAUCAUAGCUGCCUCAGCUCCUACAGCCUACCCACCUUCCUUGGCCCUACACUACAGUGCGAAGCAGGGUAGAGCAGCAGUGCGCGCUUCACAGCCGCCUUCGUUUCUAUAUGUAAAGACUGUAUCAAAAAAAAAAAUGAAGACAAAGCCAAGAAUUUAACAAUGUUGGAAACACACAGACUCUUUAUAUGUCAACAAACACACUCCCAUUUCAAUUCCACCAGUUUCUAUUCAUCUUUAUUUUUAUUUUUUUUCCUUUUAAUCCCCAUUCUGUCCACGGGUGGCGCCGUUAAAAAGGCACUUGGCAAAGUGACACACUGUGUUCACAGUUUAUGUCCCGGGCCUGUAUG